AUGUCCGACCUCAAGAGAAAGCGCGCUGCGUCAGAGCCAGCUGACGAUGUCUCCGAGCCUGUCACGCUUUCAAAGCGUGCCAGAUCGGUCGAACCAGAAAUGAUGGUAUUCCAUCAAGUCAAGUCCUCUCCUCCAGCCAAGGAGGCUUCCCCGGCCAAGUCCUCUUCCUCUGCCGAGCAAUCUCGCGGCACGAAGAGAAAGCACGUCACCCCACCCUCCUCCCCUCCACCAGUCAAGCCAGCCAACCAGGACCUUCCGGACUGGUGGGUGUCCGGCAGCGACGACGAAGAUGAAGAAGAGUCGGACUCCGAGUACGAGCGACCAGCCAAGAAGAAGGCUCGGAAGACCGCCCCAGAGAAGCGCCCAGAGUGGUUCCUCCACGACGACGAAGAGAACGAGUGGGAAGAAGAGUUGCGCACCAGCGAAGGUGAAUCCGAAGAUGAAGAUGAUGAAGUUGAAGGCCAAGUGUCUCUCUACGACCGACUUGCAGGCAACAAGCAACUUGCUCAGCGCGGCGACGAUUAUGGCGAGGAAGGCAGCGAAGACGACGAUAGCGAGGGCGGUGGAAAUGCGCACGACUUCUACGGUGAAGAUCCUGACGCAAAGUAUUCUAUGGAAGAGGCGUACAAGCGAAAGAUCGAGCGCGAUGAUCCCAGCUACGACAGUGACUUCGUCGCCGAAGAGGUCUCGAGCGGUGGAAAGAUCAACAUGCCUGAUUACAAGUCAAUGGAGAAGAAGGACAAGGCCCCAGAGGUCAUUACGAAGGCUGAAGAUGAAGAGAAGAAGGCAUGGAAGGCUUUGAACGCUCAUGUCGCAGAGCAAGUCGUCCCGGAUGCAAGCGAGGAGUAUGUUGAGUGGAACGCCAAUUGCAAGGAGUUCUUCGCCGCCGAAACCAUCAAGGACCUGUUCGAUGAAGAAGUCAGCUUCCCAGUCAUCAAAGCCGAAGUCUGUGGCCAUACUCGCGAUUGUGUUCGAGGCGAGAAGUUGGGCAUCUGUCACCAUGAUGUCUUGCGAGUGUUAAGAGGCAGCGGCGUUCAUGUCGAGGGCGAGCAAUGGAUCGAGAGACUCAAGAGAGAGCGUCUCAGAUGGCACCCAGACAAGUUCGUUCGCAAGAUGGGCACGGAGUUCAAGGACGAGGCGAAGGAGAUGUUCCAGAUGGUUCAGGUUAUCCUUGAGAAGGCAGAGCAAUGA
Molecule: messenger RNA, 1191 nt
Organism: Mollisia scopiformis
Lineage: Eukaryota; Fungi; Ascomycota; Leotiomycetes; Helotiales; Mollisiaceae
Exons: 1
Coding region: 1-1191 (396 amino acids)
Source: RefSeq, a predicted model, not a curated record